AUGAAUCUGCUGCUGUCCUCCCAGUUGCUGUGGAUCCUGUCAGCCCUGUGCGGCUCUGACUUGUGUUGGAGUUUUGUCUCUGGCCGGCCUAAACGCUCCGGAGAGGAUGGGACUCCAGCCCGGACAGAAUCUCGCUCUGCGUGGCAGUCCCCGCCGGCGUCCGGCUCCUGCAGGGGCAGGUGUUUCGAGCUGGUGGAGGCGGAGCCCCCAAACUGUCGCUGUGACAACCUCUGUAAGACCUACAACAGCUGCUGCCCCGACUUCGACCAGCUCUGCCUCAGGACAGGUGGGGGGUACGAGUGCAGUAAGGACCGGUGUGGGGAGGCCCGGCAGGAGCCGCACGCCUGCCACUGCUCCGACGACUGCCCCGCCCGAGGGGACUGCUGCACCAACUACAAGAAGCUGUGCAAAGGAGACACCUCCUGGCUACAGGAUGAAUGUGAGGAGAUCCGGACCCCAGAGUGUCCUGCUGGGUUUGUGCGUCUACCACUUAUUAUAUUGUCAGUGGAUGGAUUCCGAGCUUCUUAUGUGAAGAGAGGCAACACGGUCAUACCCAACAUAGACAAACUCAGAACAUGUGGGACCCAUGCUCCUUACAUGAGGCCAGUUUACCCAUCCAAAACCUUUCCCAACCUUUACUCUCUGGCCACGGGUUUGUACCCAGAGUCUCACGGCAUCAUUGGGAACUCCAUGUUUGACCCAGUGUUCGAUGCAGCCUUCAACCUGAGAGGCCGGGAAAAACUGAACCACCGGUGGUGGGGGGGGCAACCGAUCUGGAUCACAGCACUCAAGCAGGGAGUGAAGGCAGCUACCUUCUUUUGGCCUGUUGCCAUCCCCUCAGAGAGGAGAGUGCUCACCAUGCUGCAGUGGCUCCAUCUCCCUGAAGGAGAGAGGCCGUAUGUGUACGCCAUGCACUCAGAACAACCCGAUGCAUAUGGACACAAAAUGGGGCCCAAGAGCGCGGAUCUGAACAGCCCUCUCCGGGUGAUUGACAGGACCGUGGGCCAGCUGAUGGACGGCCUUAAGCAGAUGAAACUGCAUCGAUGUGUCAACAUCAUCUUGGUGGGGGAUCAUGGUAUGGAAGAGGCCCACUGCGAUCGCACCGAGUUCCUCACUAACUAUCUGUCCACUGUAGAUGACAUCAUCCUCGUCCCGGGGGCCCUCGGCAGAAUCCGCUCCAGAUACCCCAACAACCCAAAAUAUGAUCCAAAGACUGUUGUUUCAAAUCUCACUUGCAGGAAAGCAGAGCAGCACUUCAAACCGUACUUGAAACAGCACCUGCCCAAGAGACUGCACUACGCCAACAACCGCCGCAUCGAGGACAUUCACCUGCUGGUGGAGAGGAAGUGGCAUGUUGCCAGGAGAGCUCCUGAAGGCAGGAGACACUGUGGCUUCCAGGGGGACCAUGGAUACGACAAUAAGAUCAACAGUAUGCAGACUAUAUUUUUGGGCUAUGGACCAACAUUUAAAUUCAAGACUAAAGUUCCAGCCUUUGAGAACAUUGAGCUGUAUAACAUAAUGUGUGAUCUUCUCGGUCUGAAACCAGCUGCCAAUAACGGAACCCAUGGCAGUCUGAACCACCUGCUAAGAAGCCCCCCGUUCAGGCCCAGCAUGCCAGAGGAAGUAUCCAGGCCGACAGCCCCUGCUCUGGUUCCUAUGGUAACGGAUGACUUGGGCUGCAGCUGUGAUGAAAAGUUGCGUGUAAAAAGUAGGGGCCAGAGAGGUUUGAAAGUCACCCUUGUGCGCGGCUAUAACCUGGAGUCACUGUGGCUCUGUCUCUUACAGAACAAAGUGGAGGAGCUAAACCAGCGAUUGAAGCAAGCAGUUGAUGACAGCAGGAACCUGCCGUAUGGCCGGCCUGCUGUCCUUUUCCGUACCAAGUACUCCAUCCUCCACCACAGUGACUACAUCAGUGGCUACAGUGAAGCUCUGUCUAUGCCUCUGUGGACCUCGUACACUGUCAGCAGAGAGGUGGAGGCGUCGCCCCUGUCCGAAGCUUUGUCCAGCUGUGUGAGAGCUGACGCUAGAAUCCCUCCAGCUCACAGCCAGUCCUGCACCAGCUACAGAGCAGACAAACACAUCACGCACGCCUUCCUGUACCCCCCCGGGCUGUCUUCCAACCUGGACAAAAGAAAUGAGGCUCUCCUCAUCACCAACACGGUCCCCAUGUAUCCUGCUUUCAAAAGAAUAUGGAGUUACUUCCAGAGAGUGCUCGUGAAGAAGUAUGCCACUGAGAGGAAUGGAGUGAACAUUCUCAGUGGACCCAUAUUUGACUACGAUUAUAAUGGAGUCAGAGACUCAACUGAGAAGAUUAAAGACUCCCUGAGGGACACGGUGUCCAUCCCCACACACUACUUCCUGGUCCUGACCAGCUGCCUGGACUUCACUCAGGCUGCAGACUCGUGCGGCGGCCCGCUCAGCAGCGCCGCCUUCAUCCUGCCUCACCGGCCCAACAACGAGGAGAGCUGCAACAGCUCAGAGGAGGAGUCCCGAUGGGUGGAGGACCUGAUGAAGAUGCACACGGCUCGGGUGAGAGACGUGGAGAUCCUGACCGGCCUGGACCUGUACCGCAGAACCACUCGGAGCUACGCUGAAAUCCUCUCUCUCAAGACCCACAUGCACACUUAUGAGAGUGAGAUCUGAGGCGCCUGUGCUUUAGCCGUGGUGGAUGUAUGGGGUUGUAGGAUCCAUGCUGUGGCACUUUCAACCAAACCUCUGCUUUCAUUGACUCCUUCCAUCCGUCUGCUUCGAUUCAGCUCCGACACCACUGAGCCACCACCUGGGAAACUGGACACCUGUGUGGGUUUCAUCACGAAACCAGGUUAGGUCAACCUAACCCCCCCACUAGGGAGGAGAGGUGCACCUCAGGUCUAUUGGGUGAUUCAGGGUCCCUGAGCAAUUUUUCAGAAAGGAAAGAGGAGGAGGGGGGGGGGG
Messenger RNA from Menidia menidia (Atlantic silverside), 2934 nucleotides. NCBI's taxonomy places the organism in Eukaryota, Metazoa, Chordata, Actinopteri, Atheriniformes, Atherinopsidae. The record is from the annotation of a GenBank genome assembly.